Molecule: messenger RNA, 3803 nt
Organism: Suricata suricatta (meerkat)
Lineage: Eukaryota; Metazoa; Chordata; Mammalia; Carnivora; Herpestidae
Gene: WWC2
Product: WW and C2 domain containing 2
Exons: 23
Coding region: 17-3502 (1161 amino acids)
Biological process (GO): regulation of DNA-templated transcription; negative regulation of organ growth; regulation of hippo signaling
Cellular component (GO): cytoplasm
Molecular function (GO): molecular adaptor activity; kinase binding
Source: RefSeq, a predicted model, not a curated record
UGUCACAGCCCUGGAGAUGAAAAGGUUAACGAAGCCGCUGUCGUUUGCCGACUGUGUUGGGGAUGAACUUCCGUGGGGAUGGGAAGCAGGGUUUGACCCGCAGAUUGGUGUCUACUACAUCGAUCACGUCAACAAAACCACCCAGAUCGAAGACCCUCGGAAGCAGUGGAGGGGGGAGCAGGAGAAGAUGCUCAAGGACUAUCUGUCGGUGGCCCAGGACGCUCUCAGGACCCAGAAGGAGCUGUACCACGUGAAGGAGCAGAGGCUGGCUUUGGCCCUCGAUGAAUACGUACGAUUAAAUGAUGCCUAUAAGGAAAAGUCAAGUUCUCACACAAGCUUAUUCUCAGGAUCUUCAUCAAGCACUAAGUACGAUCCCGAUAUUUUAAAAGCAGAGAUCUCCACUACGCGAUUAAGGGUUAAAAAGCUGAAGAGAGAACUCUCACAGAUGAAGCAAGAAUUGCUCUAUAAAGAACAAGGCUUUGAGACAUUGCAACAAAUUGAUAAGAAAAUGUCUGGGGGCCAGAGUGGCUAUGAACUUAGUGAAGCCAAAGCCAUUCUAACGGAACUGAAAUCUAUCAGAAAGGCUAUUAGCUCAGGAGAAAAAGAAAAGCAGGAUCUGAUGCAGAGCCUUGCUAAGCUACAGGAGCGGUUCCAUUUGGAUCAGAGCAUGGGCACGUCUGAGCCAGACUUGAGGUCCAGUCCGGUGAGCUCCCAUCUGUCUCUCUCCAGACAGACCCUGGACGCCGGGUCACAAACCAGCAUUUCUGGAGAUAUCGGAAUGAGAAGUAGAUCAAAUUUAGCUGAAAAGGUCAGGCUGAGCCUACAGUAUGAAGAAGCCAAAAGAAGUAUGGCCAACUUGAAAAUUGAACUGUCGAAACUGGACAGCGAGACCUGGCCCGGGGCACUGGAUAUCGAGAAGGAGAAGCUGAUGCUGAUCAACGAGAAAGAAGAGCUUUUGAAAGAGCUGCAGUUUGUCACCCCGCAGAAACGCAGCCGCGAUGAACUGGAGCGCCUGGAGGCCGAGCGGCAGCGGCUGGAGGCGGAGCUGCUGUCCGUGAGGGCCCCGCCGAGCCGGGCGCUGGCCGAGAGAUUGCAGUUGGAAGAGCGAAGGAAAGAACUGCUACAGAAACUUGAGGAAACUACUAAAUUAACUACUUAUUUGCACUCACAACUUAAAAGCCUCUCCGCCAGCACCCUGUCCAUGUCGUCUGGGAGCAGCCUGGGCUCGCUGGCCUCCAGCCGGGGAUCCCUGAACACGUCCAGCAGAGGGUCACUCAGCUCCCUCAGUUCCGGAGAGCUCUAUUACACCAGUCAGGGCGACCAGAUGGACGCGGAUUAUCAGUGUAAACUGGACCUCCUCCUGCAGGAGAAGGGCGGCUACAUCCCUUCCGGACCUAUCACCACCAUCCACGAGAACGAGGUGGUCAAGUCCCCCAGCCAGCCUGGCCAGAGCAGCCCCUGUGGGGCCGCAGCCACCGCCACAGGCCACACCCCCCCGCGGACUGAGGCCCCCAAGUCUGUGGCGUCCCUGUCCUCGCGGUCCUCUCUCUCCUCCCUGUCACCCCCUGGCUCACCCCUGGUCCUGGACGGCACCUUCCCCGUGUCUUCUCACGAUGUCCCUCUCCAUCGGUUCACCGCUGACUUUGAAGACUGUGAAUUACGUAGCCAUUUUGCAGACCUUGACCUUGGUGACAAUCAGAUCUUGCCAGACUCGAACUCAGGAGGAGCGUCCCGGUCUCUUGCAGAGGACAAGGACCUCAGCGAAUGUGCCCGGGAGCCUCUGUAUGAAGGAACUGCAGAUGUGGAAAAAUCAUCACCAAAAAGAAGAGGGAUCCCCUUGCUUGGGGAGAGACCCGCGUGCGUGUCAGCCGCCGUGUCUGACGAGUCUGUGGCUGGAGACAGCGGGGUCUACGAGGCCUUCGUGAAACAGCCUAGUGAGGUUGAAGAUGUUGCAUACAGUGAAGGGGACAUUGCCAUCGUGGAGACCGCCCAGGUGCAGAUCGGACUCAGAUACGACGCCAGACGGUCAAGUUUCAUGGUGAUCUUAGCACAGCUCCGAAAUCUCCAUGCCUUCUUGAUACCUCACACAUCAAAAGUGUAUUUCAGGGUUGCUCUGCUUCCCUCCUCUGCCGACGUCAGCUGUCUGUUUCGAACAAAAGUCCAUCCGGCCACAGAAUCCAUUCUAUUCAACGAUAUGUUCAGGGUGGCCAUUUCCCAAACAGCCUUGCAGCAGAAGACCCUGAGAGUGGAUCUCUGCUCCGUUAGUAGGCACCGGAGUGAGGAAUGCCUGGCUGGAACUCAGAUCAGUCUGGCCGAUUUACCGUUUUCCAAUGAGAUUUUCACCCUGUGGUAUAACUUGCUUCCUUCAAAACAAAUGUCUUGCAAAAAGAACGACGCAGAAAACGAGGAUUCCGUGUUUCAGCCAGACCAGCCGCUAAUCGACCCGAUAGACUUGGAUGCUGUGUCAGCCCUCCUGGCCAGGACAUCAGCCGAGCUGUUGGCGGUGGAACAAGAAUUAGCCCAGGAAGAGGAGGAGGAGGAGGAGGAGGAGGAGGAACCAGGACAGGAAGAAGAGCAAAGGGGCCCAGAUGGAGACUGGCUGACCGUGCUGCGAGAGGCCUCUGAUGAAAUCGCGUCUGAAGAAGAGGCUGAUGUGAAGUUGCCCAAGGGGGAUCGUCGUACGGGAGACCCGUGCCCGUGCCCCAGCGGGCUCGACGUGGAGCGGGACGCGGGCCGGAGAGAGGACAGCGGUGCCGAAGAGCAUGGGCACCGGCCACCCGGCGGGCCGUGCACCCUGGUUGAUAAAGAGACCAACACGGAGGAGGCCGGCGAGGCCGGCGACGCCAGCGCGGCGGUUCGCCCCAAGGAGCGCAGCGGCCUGAGCGGCCGGCAGCGGCCCUCCGUGCGGAGCAGCGUGAUCGUGCGCUCACAGACCUUCUCCCCGGGGGAGCGGAGCCAGUACAUCUGCAGGUUGAAUCGAAGCGACAGUGACAGCUCAACCCUGGCUAAAAAAUCCCUGUUUGUGAGAAACGCCACCGAACGGCGCAGUUUGAGGGUCAAAAGGACGGCGUGCCAGCCAGUGCUGAGACGCGCGGCGCAGGGCCGGCCGGUGCGCACGUCGCUGGACCUGGAGCUGGACCUGCAGGCGUCGCGCACCCGGCAGAGCCGCCUCAACGACGAGCUGCAGGCGCUGCGGGGCCUGCGGCAGAAGCUGGAGGCGCUGAAGGCGCAGGGGCAGACCGACCUUCCCCCGGGCGUGCUGGACGACGAGCGGUUCCAGAAGCUCCUGAAGCAGGCUGAGAAGCAGGCGGAGCAGUCCAAAGAAGAGCAGAAGCAGGACUUGAACGCGGAGAAACUGAUGCGGCAGGUGUCCAAGGACGUGUGCCGGCUGCGUGAGCAAAGCCGGAAGGUGCCCCGCCAGGUGCAGUCCUUCAGGGAGAAGAUUGCCUACUUCACCAGGGCGAAGAUAAGCAUCCCGUCCCUGCCAGCCGAUGACGUCUGAUCCUGUCCGGGAAGAAAUUCUCUGGUCUCCUGUCCCUUUCCUAGGGCGGGGACACGACUGAGCAUUUGUUUGCUUGGGGGGUGGGGGGGGCUCUUUUUGUAACGUAACUAUUGACUCUUAAAGAGCUUUAUUUCGCAUCAGAUUUUCAACAUGUUAAUUUGUAAAGUACCUUGAAUGUAAUUCUUAUAUGUGUAAAAGAGAAAAGAAAUCAGAUCACCAGAACGGGCUGAUCGGGCACACCAGCGUCCUGGGCCUACGUGUCGCCAAUGGCAGCCGGCGGGCGUAUCCGGGGGAGCCAGCU